UGCUUUUGGCUUUGACACAGUAUCAGAUGGUCUGGUCUGGGACUAACAUUGUAUGGUAAGGACUCCUGAUCCUCCUGCCUCCACCUCCCAGCCCCUCCAGGAAGCAAGUUAGGAGAUUCCUUUCCCUCUGUGGUAUCACUACCUCUUGAAGGCAGGGUGGAACAGGCUAGUGGGGACAGGACUAGAGGUUGCUCUCCUAUGCAAGGUCACCACCAGAGUAGACAAGCUUGGGAAAAUCAGCAGAUACUGGCACACUGAAUGGGAAUUCCUAUAUGUAUGUGACUCCUGGAUGAUGGACAAGAAGCUUGAGGCAGGUGUGCUGGAGGAAGAGACAGCUGAAUGGCCUUCAAAGGUCUGCACUAGGUGUGGCCUUUCUAGCCUCAAGCUGGAGGGAAAGCUCUGCUAUCAAGGAAGGCAACACAGGACCAGGACCUUCCCAUGGACCCUUCUUGGGACAUCCCAACAGUACCAGCAGGGGUGCUCCCAUAAGCCACAGGGGGCUUGGGCAUACUAUUCUUCAGGAAGUGCCAUGGUGGUCAGGAAGGAAAGAGAUAGCUCCCAGCAGUGGCCUGGCCUGGGAAGACAGGGCAGUUGUACAGGUCCCCUUGGCAUGUUGGGCACUGCCCUGCUGUUCAUCAGCCUGCCAUGGGGAACCCAAGCAAUGGCCAGUGCCAACCUCAGCACUGCUCUGGGCCACACUGAACCACUGACAGGUGGCCACUACUUGAGCAUUGGGGAUGGCUCAGUGACAGAGUUUGAGUUCCCUGAAAAGAGUGAGGGUAUCAUCGUGAUCUCAAGCCAGUACUCAGGACAGGCUAAUGGGACAGGGCGCAGCCCCACACUGAAGGUCACAUCCCUGGACACAGAGGUACUGACCAUCAAGAAUGUGAGUGCCAUAACCUGGGGUAGUGAGGGCGGAUUUGUGGUGAGCAUCCACUCAGGCCUGGCUGGGCUAGCCCCACUCCACAUCCAGCUCAUGGACUUUCAUGAGGUCCCACCCAUGCUGAUUGAAGAACAGAACGAUUUCUGCAUUAAGGUGUCACCUGCUGAAGACAUCGCGGCCACCCUCAACCCCAACUUGGCCCACUUCUCGGAGAAUCCAAUACUCUACCUGCUCCUGCCACUUAUCUUUGUCAACAAGUGUUCAUUUGGGUGCAAAGUGGAACUUGAUGUUCUGAAGGGACUCCUACAGAGCCCCCAGCCCAUGCUUCUGGGCCUUUUGGGCCAGUUUCUGGUCAUGCCCCUCUAUGCUUUCCUGAUGGCCAAAGUCUUCAUGCUGCCCAAGGCCCUGGCUCUGGGCCUCAUCAUUACCUGUUCGUCACCUGGUGGUGGGGGGAGCUACCUCUUCAGCCUCCUUCUUGGAGGAGAUGUCACCCUGGCCAUCUCUAUGACUUUCAUCUCAACAGUAGCUGCCACUGGUUUCCUUCCACUCUCUUCAGCCAUCUACAGCCACCUGCUCAGCAUCCAUGAAACACUCCAUGUGCCCAUCUCCAAGAUCCUAGGGACCUUGCUGUUCAUCGCCAUCCCCAUAGCAGCAGGUGUGGUGAUCAAAUCCAAGCUCCCCAAGUUCUCUGAGCUGCUAUUGCAGGUCAUCAAGCCCUUCAGCUUUGUGCUUCUCCUAGGUGGCUUGUUUCUGGCCUACCGUAUGGGGGUCUUCAUCCUAGUGGGGGUCAAGCUACCCAUUAUACUGGUGGGCUUCACAGUGCCCCUGGUUGGCCUCUUGGUUGGCUACUGCCUGGCCAUGUGCCUGAAGCUGCCAGUGGCCCAGCGGCGAACAGUCAGCAUUGAGGUAGGGGUGCAAAACAGUCUGCUAGCCUUAGCCAUGCUACAGCUGUCUCUGCGCCGCCUCCAGGCAGACUAUGCCUCCCAGGCCCCCUUCAUUGUGGCACUGAGUGGUACCUCAGAGAUGCUGGCUUUGGUCAUUGGCCAGUUCAUCUACAGCAGCCUGUUCCCUGUUCCAUGAGGCACCCAGACCAAGUUUCAUGACCCCAAUCCCUAUACUCCAUCCACCGUUCCCACAGUUCUUGUGUGUACCAAAGGCCUUUAGUUCUCAUGCACUAUGCACUCAGACAAAUCUAGGCUUAUUUUUUUUACUUUUUUUAAUUCUCCAGCUUUCAGUGCCAAAGAGGCCAUGCUGAGUUAGAUAAGUGGGUUCUACCCAGAAAAUAUAUUUCAAUAAAAGAUAAUAGCAAG
Molecule: messenger RNA, 2193 nt
Organism: Nannospalax galili (Upper Galilee mountains blind mole rat)
Lineage: Eukaryota; Metazoa; Chordata; Mammalia; Rodentia; Spalacidae
Gene: Slc10a3
Product: solute carrier family 10 member 3
Exons: 2
Coding region: 290-1963 (557 amino acids)
Biological process (GO): bile acid and bile salt transport
Cellular component (GO): membrane
Molecular function (GO): bile acid:sodium symporter activity
Source: RefSeq, a predicted model, not a curated record